CAACCACAGACGAGCUAAAUGAUUCGGGGUCGCAAACAACAUACGUCAAACGUAACAUGACGAGCGUGGCCGUGACGAGCGUGACGUCGCUGAAACGAGUAAAUAAUAGCGAUGCUGAGCCACACUCCUUCACCAGUUGGUGGCGGUAAUGCGCCACUCGUUGUUCGCCAACCGCCAAACGACCCCAGAAGAAGAAGAAGACGAGGAAGCCCGUUCUCCGCCAGCUCGAGUCUGUCCUGCUCCGCGUCCAGCUGAUCGGGUUCGAUUCCUCUCGGUUCACGGUCUCUCUCUUCCGGCGUCGGUCCUGGACAUGUCUUUGGUGGCGGCGGUACGGAGGGUGGCUCACGUCGCGGUACGGGACUACUCGCGGAGGUCGGCGGCGGCUCGCGGAGCCUGGCUGGCGGGGAGGAGGAACUUCACCGGCGGCUCGCAGCCCGUGAGGUCGGAGAACAAGGUGACGAUCCACUUCGUCAACAGAGACGGGGAGAAGAUCACGGUGAAGGGUUCGCCCGGAGACUCGCUGCUGGACGUCGUCAUAAAUGAAGACCUUGACUUUGACGGCUUUGGAGCGUGUGAGGGAACGCUGGCGUGCUCCACAUGCCAUCUAAUCUUUGACGAGGACGUCUACAAGGACCUGGGACCGGUCACGGACGAGGAGCUGGACAUGCUCGACUUAGCGUACGGCCUGACGGACACAUCUCGUCUGGGCUGCCAGAUCUGUCUGACCAAGUCUCUGGAGGGCGUGGUGGCUCGGGUCCCAGAGAGCGUAGCAGACAUCCGACAGAGCAAAGACGAGUCCGUUUAACCUGCCGCCGCGGAGCGUGGGGGUAGACGGUGUUGUUGUGUCCGCUGAAUUCCGUCGUACCCACCGAAAACAAGCCGACUGAAAGGAAACCAGCUCUGGACGCCUCAAAGACCCUCCACCCCGACGACACGUUUUAUUUUACAACGUAUAUAUUCCACUGUUGGUUUGAUAGAAUCUAUCAUGUAUCCCGUGUAAUUUCACCAUAUGAUUGUACAUAGCUAGAACUCACACAUCUACGUAUACAGUGAAAAAUAAUGUAAUAAAUCACCUUUCUAAAA
Messenger RNA from Scophthalmus maximus (turbot), 1083 nucleotides. Its product is annotated as adrenodoxin. Gene Ontology annotation, biological process: P450-containing electron transport chain; positive regulation of oxidoreductase activity. Gene Ontology annotation, cellular component: mitochondrion. Bases 149 to 805 code for a protein of 218 amino acids. Gene Ontology annotation, molecular function: 2 iron, 2 sulfur cluster binding. The transcript is spliced from 4 exons. The record is from RefSeq and is a predicted model, not a curated record. NCBI's taxonomy places the organism in Eukaryota, Metazoa, Chordata, Actinopteri, Pleuronectiformes, Scophthalmidae.